Messenger RNA from Necator americanus (New World hookworm), 1392 nucleotides. RefSeq lists its product as uncharacterized. Bases 1 to 1392 code for a protein of 463 amino acids. Gene Ontology annotation, biological process: mRNA splicing, via spliceosome. The record is from RefSeq and is a predicted model, not a curated record. Gene Ontology annotation, molecular function: RNA binding. NCBI's taxonomy places the organism in Eukaryota, Metazoa, Nematoda, Chromadorea, Rhabditida, Ancylostomatidae. Gene Ontology annotation, cellular component: U2-type spliceosomal complex. The transcript is spliced from 12 exons.
AUGGGGGAAUAUAUACCUCGUUUUGAACAACGGGAAGGUGACCAACGCAGUUAUGGUCCCCAACGUCUUCCUACUUUGGGAGCGGUCCCUGUCAAAAAUGAAAAAGGACAAGUAGUCAUGCAGAAAGUCAAAGUGCAAAGAUACAUCGCCGGAAAAAUGCCGAAUUAUGCCAGGGAGGGUGGGUCAGAUUCAGACGAAGAAGCUCGCGAGGACAAAAAAAGGCGGGAGAGCAGAUUUGACAAGGAAGAAAAACCUAAAGACAAGCACAGACGAGAUAAGGAUGACGACCGCGAUCAGAAACGGCGCGAUCGACAUCGUGAUGAAGGAGGUAGUCGCGUCAUUGAAGAGCCUGAGGUUUUGAAAAAGGAAGAGUCCGACGAGGAUGCAGAAGUAGUCGAGCAACGUCGACAGAGAGCACGACUAAGAAGGCUUGAUCUCGAACAGCAGCAACAACAAGAAGAAGAAGAUGAUAUUGGUAGUGAUGAAGAAGAGUUUGAAAGACGCCGAAGACUGCUCCGGGAACGAGCAAAGCAGAAGGAGCUGGAGGAGAUCCGAAUGAAGGAGGAGAUCAAGCAGGAAGAAGAAGAUGAAGAGGAUGAGGAUGAAGAGGAGAGCGAAGAGGAAUCCAGUGAAGAAGAAGACGAUGACACCUUACCGCGGUUAAAGCCUGUUUUUGUUCGCAAGAAGGACCGUAUUACUCUAAUCGAAGCAGAAAAGGAAAAGCUACAACAAGAACAAUUGAGAAGAGAGGAGGAGAGGAAAAAAGAGGAGAGAAAGAAGGACAGCAUUCGGCUAGUACAACAAGUUCUCCGUGAAGAGGAGGAAAUGGAAAAACGAAAAAAAGAGGAGAAUGCUGAUCUCGGUUCGGUUGUGACAGAUGACGAAAGCGAGAAUGUUGCCUACGAAAUGUGGAAGUUAAGAGAAAUGAAACGGCUCAAAAGAAAUAGAGAAGAGCGUGAACAAGCGGCCAAAGAAAAGGCAGAAUAUGAGCGUAUUCAUAACAUGUCUGAGGAGGAACGUGUCAAAUUUCUGCGGGCGAAUCCAAAGAUCAUUACCAACCAGGCUAUUAAAGGAAAGUACAAGUUCUUGCAAAAGUAUUACCAUCGUGGUGCUUAUUUCUUGGAUCAAGAGGAUGAGGUGUAUAAAAGAAACUUCGCUGAGGCAACGGCAGAUGAUGUGUUUGACAAGACUGUGCUUCCCAAAGUUAUGCAGGUUAAAAAUUUUGGAAAAGCAUCACGUACCAAAUAUACCCAUCUUACCAAUGAAGAUACGACAGAUCAUCAAGGUGUAUGGGCUAGUGCCAAUAAUCUCAAUGUGCAGUUCUUUAACAAGAAAGCUGCUGGUGUUAGACCUGUGUUUGAAAGGCCUGCAGCAAAGAAGAGGAAGACUUAG